Messenger RNA from Aspergillus alliaceus, 1279 nucleotides. Its product is annotated as 60S ribosomal protein uL10. Lineage: Eukaryota; Fungi; Ascomycota; Eurotiomycetes; Eurotiales; Aspergillaceae. The transcript has 3 exons. Bases 55 to 993 code for a protein of 312 amino acids. The record is from RefSeq and is a predicted model, not a curated record. Gene Ontology annotation, biological process: ribosomal large subunit assembly; ribosome biogenesis; cytoplasmic translation. Gene Ontology annotation, cellular component: cytosolic large ribosomal subunit. Gene Ontology annotation, molecular function: structural constituent of ribosome; large ribosomal subunit rRNA binding.
CCUUCACGUUAUCCCUUGCCCUUAAACAUCCUAACUUCACCCAAUUAAGAAGAAAUGGGGGGCAAGUCCGCUACCAAGGCCGCUUACUUCGAGAAGCUGAAGAACCUUCUUGAUGAGUACAAGACGGUCUUCAUUGUCGGUGUCGACAAUGUCAGCUCUCAGCAGAUGCACGAGAUUCGUCUCUCUCUCCGUGGUGAGGGUGUCGUCCUGAUGGGUAAGAACACCAUGGUUCGCCGUGCCAUCAAGGGCUUCGUCGUUGACAACCCGGAGUACGAGCGUCUGCUCCCCUUCGUCAAGGGCAACGUUGGUUUCAUCUUCACCAACGGCGACCUUAAGGCCACCAAGGAGAAGAUCCUUGCCAACCGUGUCGCUGCCCCUGCUCGUGCUGGUGCUGUCGCUCCUGCCGAUGUCUGGAUUCCUGCUGGUAACACCGGUAUGGAACCCGGUAAGACCUCUUUCUUCCAGGCUCUCGGUGUUCCCACCAAGAUUGCUCGUGGUACCAUUGAAAUCACCACCGAUCUCAAGCUCGUUGAGGCCAACGCCAAGGUCGGCCCCUCCGAGGCUACCCUGUUGAACAUGCUCAACAUCUCUCCCUUCACCUACGGUAUGACCAUCUCCCAGGUCUACCAGGAGGGUCAGACCUUCGGUGCCGACGUUCUCGACAUCGAGGAGUCUCAGCUGCUCGAUGCCUUCAGCAGCGCCAUCCAGACCAUCACUGCUCUCUCUCUGGCUACUGGCUUCCCCACCCUUCCCGCUGUUAUGCACCACGUUAUCAACAGCUACAAGAAGGUUCUCGCUGUCGCUAUCUCUACCGAGAUCAGCUGGCCCGAGAUUGAGGAGCUCAAGGACCGUAUCGCCAACCCUGACGCUUACGCUGCCGCUGCUCCUGCCGCUUCCGCCGCUCCUGCCGCUGGCGGUGCCGCUCCCGCUGAGGAGAAGAAAGAGGAAGAGGAGGAGUCUGAUGAUGACAUGGGAUUCGGUCUUUUCGACUAAGCGUCUCGCGUCAUUGUACGGGAUGCGAUUACCAUGUUUUAGAUACAUUUACGGCCAAUCAUGACGGUUGAAAAAUGAAAACGAAUCUCAUGGUGAAUUUACUUCUCUUCAAAUAGAUAUGGACGUAGAUUUUGCGGUCCAUGAUCUUUUUGAAAAACAAGAUCAUUCAGAUGCCUAUGAUGUAGUAUAUCUACGGUUUGAAUUCGUAGUACGCCAGAAUUACUGCACGAGAAUCCGGUCUUAGUUGAUCUGAAUCAUAUACCGCGUCAGAUGAAAUAUGCUGGUA